GUUUGCCGUAGAAGAAGAGCGUUUGUUUACACGGAGGGGGAGGAAGUGUGACAAAGGUGAUGAAGGAUUGCUAACUGGAUUAAAGUCAAGUUUCAAAGUUCAGUCUGCACUGCAAAAAAGAGAGUGCGACAACUCCAAGUAUUCAUUCGACACAAUGGCUCAGUACACUCGCGUUUCGGGAUCCGUGGGCUUGAUUACUCUCCAAAGUCCUCCCGUUAAUGCACUCAGUGCAGCGGUGAGGCAAGGCAUUGUCGACUUGAUGCAGAGAGCACUCAGUGAGCCAGAGGUGAAGUCUGUGGUCAUCUGUGGCCAGAAUGGGAUAUUCUGUGGGGGAGCAGACAUCAAGGAGUUUGGGGGACAGAUGUCUGGGCCUCCCCUGAUACCGAUGAUCCACGCCAUCGAGGCUGCUUCCAAGCCCGUGGUGGCAGCUAUAGAGGGGAUCGCUUUAGGUGGAGGCCUUGAGUUGGCACUUGGCUGUCAUUAUCGGAUCGCACACUCUAAAGCCAGAGUGGGACUUCCAGAGGUGACUCUGGGGCUGCUGCCUGGUGCAGGGGGAAGCCAACGUUUGCCGAGGCUCAUCGGUGUCCCGGCUGCCUUGGACCUCAUCACCACAGGUCGCCACGUGACUGCCGCAGAGGCACUGAAAUUCGGAUUAGUGGACCAGAUUACUGAUCACAACACUGUGAAUGUAGCUGUGAAGUUUGCCCAGCGAGUCGCAGAUCAGCCGCUGGAUGCACGUCGUAUAAGCACAUAUCCGUGUCUGUGCCCCUCUGAUGUGGCUGUUCUGUUUGAGGAAGUGAUGCAGAGGGUGCGCCGGACUGCCCGUGGAGCCAUAGCACCAAUUGCGUGUGUCCAGGCGGUGCGCGCAGCGGCCACCCUGCCCUACAAUCAGGGAAUGGAGCGGGAGAGAGAGCUGAUGGCUACUCUCUUCACCUCUGGCCAGGCCCGCGCUCUGCAGUACUUUUUCUUUGCUCAGAGAGCCGUCGGCAGGUGGAGCAUGCCCAGUGGAGCCCGCUGGGAUACGAGCAAGCCCAGGCCUGUACAUAAAGCAGCUGUGAUUGGUCUUGGCACCAUGGGAAGAGGCAUAACUGUUGCCCUUGCACAGGCAGGGUUCUCUGUGGUAGCUGUGGAGACUCAAGAGAAGCAGCUGAUGGAGGCAAAGCAGAAAAUAUCAGGCAUGUUGGAGCGAGGGGCUAAGAGACGUGGGGUCGCUCCUGCUCUAGACAAGAUCAAUUACGGCCGUAACAUCCAGUCGGUAGCAGAUGCCGACCUUGUCAUCGAAGCUGUGUUUGAGGACAUGGCUCUGAAAAAGAAGGUCUUUCAGCAGCUGUCCGCUGUUUGUAAACCUAGCACGUUCCUGUGCUCAAACACCUCUGGAUUAGAUAUCGACCAGCUGGCCUGUCAAACCCGCAACCCAGAGCUUGUGGUUGGGAUGCACUUUUUUGCUCCAGCCCACGUCAUGAAGCUGCUGGAGGUGGUUUAUGGGCCAAAAUCCUCUCCUCUUGCUGUGGCAACUGCCAUGCAACUGGGAAAGAAAAUUGGGAAAGUCAGUGUGGCGGUUGGAAAUUGUCGGGGUUUUGUGGGGAACCGCAUGCUGAAGCCGUAUUUGGAACAAGCCCUCUUCUUGUUGGAAGAGGGAGCCACACCUGAGUUUGUGGAUCAAGUGCUGGAGGAGUUUGGGUUUGCCAUGGGUGUGUUCAGAAUGUCUGACCUCUCUGGGCUUGAUGUAGGCUGGAAAGUGAGGAUGGCUGAUGGCUUGGCAAUGCCCGACCCGACAACGGGACAGCCAACGAGGCUCCGACAAGGUCGUAGGUACAGCCCCCUGGGAGACCUGCUCUGCGAGCAGGGACGGUUUGGUCAGAAAACAGGCAGAGGGUGGUAUCAGUAUGAUAAACCUGGCAGUCAGGUGGCUAAGCCUGACCCUUGGUUGCACAGCUUCCUGGAUGAGUACCGAGCCCGGCACGCCUUGGUGGCACACCGCAUAGACCACCAGGAGGUGCUGGAGCGCUGCCUCUAUUCCAUGAUCAAUGAGGGCUUCCGCAUCCUGGAGGACGGAAUAGCCGCAGGGCCUGAAGACAUCGACGUCAUUUACGUGUUUGGCUACAGCUGGCCUAGACACCGCGGAGGCCCCAUGUUUUACGCUGCCACAGUUGGCCUAAACAAGGUCCUUGAGAGGCUCGAGCACUACUACCAGGCUCACCCUGAUGUGCCCAGCCUGCAGCCCUGCCACUUGCUCAGGAAGCUGGUGGCCAGCGGCAGCCCACCAAUCCAAAAGUGGAGGGAAGUGAUUAAGAAAGUCCGCAGCCAGCUGUAAACAACAUUUCAACUUUAAUGUGUUAAUGCACUUCUGAGUUUACAAGCUGAUUAAAUGUUGACUUGCAUAAUCAAAUAAUAAGAAGCACCUGUAAAACUAAAUGCAUUUACCUUAAACCAAAAAAGACCUCCUGUCUUUGCCAACCGCAUUUGUUUUUUAUCGUGACAGGAAAAUUGCUCACCUCAUAGAUGAAUAUGUUCAACAUGAAAUACUAAUAAAAACAGUGUCUAUUGUGUAUUAGUAGCAGUAAUAAAGAUUGAUACAAUAGAUUGAUCCAAAAAAUUUAUAGUGCAAAUCUUCAGGAGUAAAACAGCAUGCGCUUUAAGGAAAAUUCACCAUAAUUUGGAAAAAUAAACUGAAAGAAAAGUGUGACGGGAGUAGAUGAACAGCACAGUACUGGGGAUAUUUGCAGGAAGCAAGUCAUCUUAGUGUACGUGAAAUGUCAGCUGAUAAGAAUAACAGAAGGAAGAAAUUAUACAUCUUCAGCAGAGAUGGAUGACUGCGGGGAGGAGGGACCUCCUGUGGCGUUCAGCAAAGCACUUAGUCAUUCUGUCUCUGGUGGACCAGACCACUGUGGAGAGGCUGGGCAGUGUUGUCUGUAGAUAGACAGACAGAUACUUUAUUGUCCCCAUGGGGGAAGUAUGACUUGGACACUGCAAAGCCAGACCCCUCAACAAAUAUGGGCACUCGGCACCAACAGAUACAGAUUUAAAAGCCCAAAGGAUAACAACAUCACUCAGACUGGAUUUGAACUGCAGCCUCGUUUUAUUUUGAUCUUACUGACAGUUUGUACAGUUUGACUGUAUUAUCAUUUCUUAUAUUUUGUCUACUUUAUUCACACACGGAGGUGGACACAAUACUAGGAGUGGCCACAGUGAAAAACAGACCUGACCAGGCUUUGAAGCCAGCGAAUGUAUUGCAGCAGAUGAAGCUCUACAGAGGAAAUAAAACUAAUAAUUGUGAAUAAAAUGUCUUUACUUAAGUUUGUGCUUUUAAAAUUGUUUACCAAAAACAUAUAUGGCACAUAAUAUGCUAACGUUUGAAUGUAAAUUAACUCUUUGCUUUUCCUGGUUGUCACUAAUGAUACUGCACAGUAUAAUCUGACUCUUCCAAUAAAGACAUUAUUGUUGA
Molecule: messenger RNA, 3445 nt
Organism: Haplochromis burtoni (Burton's mouthbrooder)
Lineage: Eukaryota; Metazoa; Chordata; Actinopteri; Cichliformes; Cichlidae
Gene: ehhadh
Product: enoyl-CoA, hydratase/3-hydroxyacyl CoA dehydrogenase
Exons: 7
Coding region: 155-2314 (719 amino acids)
Biological process (GO): fatty acid beta-oxidation
Cellular component (GO): peroxisome
Molecular function (GO): (3S)-3-hydroxyacyl-CoA dehydrogenase (NAD+) activity; NAD+ binding
Source: RefSeq, a predicted model, not a curated record